This is a messenger RNA of Drosophila gunungcola (fruit fly), 7331 nucleotides long. It is a transcript of the gene hob, whose product is annotated as protein hobbit. The record is from RefSeq and is a predicted model, not a curated record. The transcript has 10 exons. NCBI's taxonomy places the organism in Eukaryota, Metazoa, Arthropoda, Insecta, Diptera, Drosophilidae. Bases 134 to 7024 code for a protein of 2296 amino acids.
UUUUACCUUUUUAUAUAUGGUCACUUUGUUCCCGCAACUAGUAAAUUUCAGUAUUUAAUUUUUAAUAAUAACAUUUAAAAGCAAUAAUAAUACAACUUCAAUGAGGGAGCACUAUGACAACUGAGACUCCAAAAUGAUGCUACAGCUUCUGUUUUUCUGCCUGGUGCUCUUCAUCAACGUUUAUUGGGUCUUGCCCACGGCCAUUAGCUGGUAUUUGGUGAAGAGAUUCCGGGUCAAAGUACGAAUCGGGCGCAUCUCGCUGCCCUACUUGUCGCUGAAGAAUGUGCACAUCAGCAAGAGUGGAUUCUCGGUGCAAAUCGAGGAGGUGUGCUUGCGCAGCAGUUUCUUCACCACCGAGGUGACCAAGCUGCUCUCCAUUUACAUCCGCGAUAUACGGAUAAAUAAGGAUAUACACAGCAGGCAAGAUGACACAGCCGAGGACUUCUACGAACUCCGGCGGAGCUCUCAAGGAUCAGAUAGCAAGCCCAAGGGUGUCCCAGACUUCCGGCAAACCAAGGUCCCAGCCAGCAUCAUCACAUUUGCCCAAUUCAUGGCCGUGCAUAUAAACAACAUAUCAGUGGUGCUGAUGAACAAUGACUUCGAUCCGGGCUGGUUCAUUCAUGCCACGGCCAAGGAACUCCAUCUGGAUGGGAGCAUCGUCCAGAAUGCCCGCGUGCUCCUGGUAAAUGCGGCUCUCAGUGAAGCCCAAGCCAAGAUGCUGAGGCACUGCAGCUCACGCCGCCAAUCUCUCGAGAAUCUGAACAAGAUUCGUCCCUGCCUGGGCGAGGUUAGCUUCGAUAUGACCCUGGAUGCGUCGCUCUUUGCCCAGGGACCCCUCUCCAUGGAUACGCUCAGUCUGGUCAUCAACAAUGCCAAGUCAGUGGUCCAUGGCGGUCUGUACGAAUUCCUUAGUGAGGCCAAGCGAAGGACAUCAACUGGUCAGCAGUCUCGACGUUCCGCGCAGGCCUCGGCUCCUUCCAAAAGGUCCUAUGACAAUGACAACUACGAGAAGCUGGCGCCCAUUAUACCAAAGAACUUUAGCUUUAGCAUCAGAGCGGCAACAUUCUCCGCCGUCAAAGAAAACUCACAGAACGAUUUUAGCGCCAAGCUGCAGUCGUUUCAAAUCUCGGGAAAGUUCAACUCAAAAGUCACGGAUGAAAAGACCUUGUUACCUUCAAUGCUGGCCAAAUUGGGUUUCCAGCACCUAGACAUUGAUACUAAAUAUGAAAAGCUACUCUUUGUAGAACAAUUCACCAUAGAUUCGGUGCUGGAAAAAGACAUCUUCAAUCUGUAUGUGAAACUGAAGACAUUCCAAAUCAUCUAUAACCACAGCGAGAUCUAUGACUUUGUCAACAACAAUUUCCUGGCUCGCCAACGCGGAUCGAGCGGAUCUCAGCCCAUGCAGCUGAUACACAAGCAGAAAUCUCUGCCCGAUCACUUGUAUCCGGACACGGCGGCAGUGGAUAGCCAACUGCAAAAGAAUCAGCGAAGGGAAGGCGGAGUUCUCGAAUGGAUUAUGCAGCGGAUUGUGGUUAAAGGCUGUGCGGAGCUGUUCAAUGUCUCACUGCUAAUGAAGCUGGAGGAUGAGCACAUAGCCAUGAGUGUAAGCCAUACGAGAUUCCUCUUGGAACAAAUCGAAGAGAAACGAAGUAAUCUCUAUGAGAACAAGUUCCUCAACUUGUUGCUGAAUCAAAGGCAAUGGAGCAUGGAACUGAUGGUGGAAACGCUGUGGUCAAACCUCAAGAACUCCAUCAACGACACUAAUAAUCUAAAGAAAACCCACUCGCCUGGCUCCCCUUUUUUCCUGGGCGUAAGCCUGGUUAAGCUCUGCUCGUAUGCAAACACCACUAAAUUGGACAUAUCAGUGCACACUUUCCGCACGGAAUACAGCAUGCAGUUGGCGGAGUUUGUGGUCAAGUCAAUGGAGUGCCUCAGGCAGUACCGGGGAAUGGAACCAAAGAGGAUGUCGGGACAGACGCAGGCCAAACCGAAUACAGGACUCACUUUAUCAAUGCAGCCAUCAUCACAGUCAUCAUCUACCUCACUGCGGGUGUCUCUCAAAGUCAAGGAUAUCACGGCUUAUUUUGUUAAUCAUCACAAUGUUUACACGCUGCUCAGUUUCUCAGAGCUUAACUUGUCGCGGUCGCAAAACUUGACCACCUUAAAGCUGGAGGAGUUCCAGAUGGCCAUAAUGCGUUCGCUGACCACUUCUUCGCUUUGUCUCACCGACUUUUCCGAUGUGUUUGCCAAUUGCAAAAUCAUCCGACUGGAGCAUGAACCAAUGGCGGGUACAUUGGGAAAACUCUCUAUCUAUAUACCCGGCAAUACGGAGGCCACAUGGAACUCCAAUUUGCACAUGCACCUCUUGACUUUGGUGAGGGACAUGCAAGACUUGAAGACGGAGUUGGCAAUUCCAGCUUCGCCGGUGAAGAAAACCACUCCCAGAAGAGGACUCGUGGUGGAACUGUCUGCCGAACGGAGCACCAUCUUUGAGAUUAAGUUUUCCGACCGUCACUCCAUUCAGAUCUUUGUGGAGAGUCUCUUCUUCAGUCAGAAGGAGCGGUGCAUUAUCUAUGCGGAGAACGUGUUUGUCAAGAUCGAUGAUCAGCACAUUUUUACAGUCAAGGAGCUGGAUCUGCAGUCGGUGCCACGACUUGAGAUACUCACCCAAGAACGGCAAAACUUUCCUGGCUUUCAGUUGGCCUCCAAUAAGGUGUGGGUCACCACCAUUGGCUCCUUUAAAGCCAUUUUCCCAUAUGACCACGACUUUUACAAUGCCAUCAAUGGCGAGUGCGUUUCCCACUUCAAGUGGCUAAAACUGAUUCACAAUUACAAGAAGAAACCAUUUACGGUGGACUCACCGCUACCCUGUGAUUUGGUCAUUAAGAUCAAGGAGUUCCUGCUGGAAAUCAGCGACGAUCCUUUUGAGGUCAAGCUUCGUGAUAACUAUGUUCUGCUGGUGGAUGAAUAUCUGGAGAGCUUGAAGCGCAAGGCACUGUUCGAUAAGAAGAUCGGUGAGCUCUGCUCGGAACGUCUGCUGGUGCCAGCUGGAACUAUAGAGAGUCUGUACGCCAAUCUGGUGAAGAAGAACUCGGAGAUCUACAUACAGCGAUCGAAGAAGAUUCGCGAAAGUGGGCCAGUUCGUACCCGCCUGCUGGCUUGGAUCAUGACGGAUGUGAAUAUCAUGGCCAUGGCGGACACCUCCAUACAUGGCUACGAUAAUGUGACGCAUAUAAUGCGCGAGAUCGAUCACGAGAGUCCCUGGCCGGAGGAGGGACUGGAGUUCUCCACGCUCUGGUGUCGAGGUGUCAACAUCAGCUGCACUGAAUGGAAAUUUAUGCUGAGGGACUUUCCGCAACCCAUGUUCUGUGUGAAGAGCAUGCGGUUGUAUGGCAAUCUCUGUGGAGCCGAGCAAAUGGGCUCCAAGCGAGCCAAGCGUGAUGUGUUCAUUGAGAUGGGUGAACCCUUUGGCACCAAUGUGAUACAACGCAGCAUGCCCUCGCUGAAGUUCUACCACGACUUUGACUGCGAACUGGAGAGCUGUAGCUAUGCCUUUGGUGCCUGCUGGGAACCUGUGAUGGCCCAGUGCAAUCUGAGCUUUGAGAAGAUCUCGGCUCCCUCGAAGGAUCCCUCGCCUCCCUUGCCAUUUUGGGACAAACUCCGUUUACUUCUGCAUGGUCGGUUGACGCUGAUAGCCAAGCGAUUUACCAUACUCCUCCAUGCCUCAUUGGAUCCCUAUAACACCACCGAGGAAAUGGAGCUGACCUGGAACAAUUGCGGAAUUGUGCUGACCAAUGCAAAGAUUAUGUUCAAAGGGGAACUGAAUGUCACUGUGCGAACAGCUUCGCGGUACGACGAUUGUCGUUUGCUUCAUUUCCCGAAUCUUAAGCUGACUGUGAAGCUGAAGUGGGUGUGCCUGGCUAAUCCCAAUGACCACCAUGCCGUGAUGCCCUGUGCUCCGGACAAGCUGCCCGAGUACUCGAGCAAUCAGGUGCACGACUCCUUCCGUGCCUUCCGCUCACUAAAUCUCAACAUUUGGAUAUCCUUCGAGACGAAGCCGAAGGCGGGCGAAGAUUUGGAAGUGGACAUACCCAGUCUGGUGUUGUACGGCAGCACGUUGCGAUGGUUUGAGAGCCUCCAGCUCAUCCUGUCGGGUGUGACGAGGCCCACGCGUCGCGGACCGGUCUUCAACAAUGUGAGACCACGGAAAAAGCCACUCAGUCGGCACUACAAGAAGGCCAAUCUGCAGAUGUGCCUGCACAAGUUCCAAGUGCUCUACUGGAUGUCGCAUGCCCUGCAAAAGGGAUUCCAGUUGAACGGGCGACGUGUGUCCUUCAGUUCCGAACACUCGCUCACCCUGAAUCCCAUUGACGAUGGCCUGAUCCAUAGACCUCGGGCGGAUUGGUCCACCAUCUACAUGAACUGCGAACUCAACGAUGCUGAGAUCUGGCUGAAGAGCAUCGUGACCGAGAAGAUGGACAGCAGCUCGGAGAAUUUGGCCAGUGCAGCGGAUGCCUUCAAGAUUGUGCGAUUCUAUUUUCUGAGCGUGGCCAAGGUCUCCUACGGACGCGAAGCGCUGAUUCCCACGACGGCCACCAGCACGGAGGAGGAUGUGAAGGCCCAGUCCACCACGCCCACGCAUAAGUUGGUCGUGUAUGAUUUGAAGGGAGCCUGGACCAAGAGCAAUCGGGAUGUGGCCUUCGCCCUGUUCGACUCCUUCAUGAAGUCCCAGAAACUGAAGAACAAUCUGUCCACGGAGGCGGUGAAAAGCUAUCGCAAGGAGGGUCCCGCAUCGGCUGUGCUCAAGCAUAAGCGAAGUGAUAGCACCAUUACCUUGUCCAGCACCAGCAGCGAGGUCUUGCCCAUUUCCAACCCGAAUGCAUCGCUGAAGAAGGCCCCCGCGCAGAUCCAUGCCACAGCGAUGUUGCAGCAACUCAUCGCAGAGGCGGACCACAAGUUCAAUGUGUACAGUGAUGACCAUAGCACCCAGUCCAGGGAGCUGCAGCUGCAGGGUCUGCAGGCCUGCUCCGCCCAGGAUAUAAUCCAUGAGAACUGGUCCAUCAGCUUGGUCAAUUCGCAGGUGCUGCUGAAAGGCUGCGAGACCUCGGGCUAUGUGAUCAUCAGUGCGGCCAAGGCGGAGAUUCUGCAGCGGGAGCAUCGUCCGGUUUGGCGGGAGCGUUCCCUGAUCUCGAAGACCACGUGGAAGGGAUUGCUGGAGUGCAUGCAGUACUAUGCCACAGUUAGCGCCGGAGAUAAUAACUCCUUGUUGGAGAAAGAGAUCAUGUGGCUGACGGUGGACAAUAUACAGGACAAGGAUGAGACGGUCAUCAAUAAUCUGCCGGACAUCUCGCAUUUGGUGGGCAGUGGGCGCAGUGUGGGUGGCGUGGUCUCCGAAACUGUGGGUGCCUUCCUCAGCGACAAUUCUGGCGAGGCACAGCCCGUCCAGCUGCAGCGCAUUGUGUCCAAGUGUAAGUGCGAAUUCUUCUAUGUGAGCUAUGGCGAUGCCAUCGAUCCGAAUUGCAUCACGGAGGUGCCACCUCCUCCCUCCGAAGAACUGCAAUCGCCGUGGGAGAAGCAAGACGAUCCCGUGGAUGCCUUCACCCUGAUGCAUCAUGACCUGGAUGUGUGCACCAACUCGCUGCAGUAUGCCAUGAUCCUGGACAUAGUGAACAACCUGCUGCUCUAUGUGGAACCACAACGGAAGCAGGCGGCCGAGAAGCUCACGCGUAUGCGUUUCCAGCUGCAAUUGCACUCAACGGAGGACCAAAAGCGUCCCAUCCAGCAAAAGCAAACGGUUAUCCGUAGUCUGCUGAUGAAGAUACGCUCCCUGGAGAAGGACACGCACAUGAUCAGCAAGGAGCGCAUUGAGGAGGGGGAUUCCUUAGAGCUACGGCAGGAAUACGAUCAUGUGCAGCAGAUGAUACGCGAAAGCAAGGAGGAGCUGAACACUUUCAGCGAAGAUCUGGACAUGAUGCUGCUCUGCUACAAGGAGACCCAAUUGUCGCAGCUUAGCAAGAUCUUGAACGUGCGCUCCGAUGAAUCCGUGACCAUGGUGCGCACCAAUGAGAUCUGCUUUAAGCGUGCCCAGUGGCGACUCACGGAGACGGAUGGCCAAAUCGGGAUAGCCGAUCUUGUCCUCAGCGCUUUUCUCUACACCAAAAAGUCCAAGAGCGAUGAUUCGGUGGAGCAUCUGCUCGAACUGGGCAACAUACGCAUGGAGAACCUACUGCCGCGGGAAAUCUAUCGCGACGUCCUGCUGGCCACUGAAAUCCAAAAGGACAUGCCCGUGGACACACACAAACGUGUGCUGCGCAUUUUCUGCCGCGAGAAGGCUCCAGUGGGUGGAAUUUCGGUCAAAGAACACUUCGAGAUCAAUGUGGCACCCAUCACGAUUGCCAUCACAAAAAAGUUCUACAGCACAAUGCUGAAGUUCUGCUUCCCAGAUCGCGAUGCCUCCGAAACGGAGGUCAGCGAUGAGCUGGACGACAAUGCCUCAACCAGCUCGGCGUCCACAACGAAUCUACAGGCCAAGCCUUCCACAUCCUCGUCCACCAAGCGCUCGGGUAAGGGCAAAAAGGGUGCAAAGGACUCGGAGUUCUAUGUGAAGAUCGAAAAGGACGAUGUCGAGAAGAUGAAAGAGCGUGCCGAGAAGAACAAGCUCUUCAUCUACAUCAAGAUUCCCGAGGUGCCCGUGCGCGUGAGCUACAAGGGCAACAAGGAGAAGAAUCUGGAGGACAUCACAGACUACUCACUAGUUAUCCCCACGCUGGAGUAUCACAAUGUUACGUGGACCUGGCUGGAUCUGCUGCUGGCCAUGAAAUCCGUCAGCCGGCGUGUGAUAUUCUCGCAGGCCAUCAAGCAGAAGCUGCAUAUUCAUCAGCGUCAACCGAUUCUGUCCGCCGGAGAACGAGCCACGCCCCAGGAGGCGGAGGACAAGGCCGUGAUGCUAUUCGGAAAUCGCUUACUGAACGAAAACCGUAAUCAGAAAAAGGGCGUCUUCAAGUUCUCCUCAAGCGGAAAGUAAUCCGGAAAUGACUUCAACUUGCGUGCUCCAUAUUUCAACGAUAUUUGUAUGCUUUAUAUUUAUUACUGUACGUUCAAAGGAUGUACGAAAAUAUGUGCAACUUGCGGUACUGACCAGGACUUAGCGCAGCUUAUCUAAAAUGCCGUAAUCAACCAACAAGAAUGUCCGUUUAACAAUACACUAUACAAUACAAUCACACACACUCUCAAGUAUUAUGCUAUGUAAACUCUCUAAAUAUAGCUAAUUUAUAUAAUGUAUAUGUUUGUUAUUAGCAAUAAAGAGGGAGAGUAGGCGUAGUUCAUUUUUA